AUGGCCGCGCCUCCGCAGAAGAGGCCCCGCAAGGCAUCCACAGCCGGUGCCGGCGGCCCUCCCUCCGUCGAGCAGUCGGCGUCUUCAACGCCAGUGUCGGGCGGCGCGGGGACUUCGACGCACGCCGGACCGCCGCCAAGCGGCAUCGCGCCAACAAAUGCGACGCAGACACCAACGACGGGGCCCAUGACGGUGCCCGAGUGCGAGUCGCUUGCCGCACAGCUCGUCGACACAAAUACGCCCAUGCGCCGCCGCAUGGAGAUUGCUAGCGAGCUUCGCGACUCGGCUGAGAGCAACCGUGAUUUCGCGUUCUACGACAAGUACCUCGGCGUCUUCAUUCCGGCGCUCGUUCAGAUUCUCGGCGAAGAGAAGAAUAUCGUCUUCACCAAGGACAACUCGGAGCAGCGCUUCCGGCACACACUUCUCGCCUAUCUCCAGCGCUUGCCGCACUCGGAGCCCUUCCGCCAGUAUGAAGCCAAGGUGCUCGAUCUCAUGGUCAAGUUGCUCAAGGUUGAGAACGAGGACAAUGCCUUGCUCUGCAUCAAGAUAAUGAUUGACGGGUUCAGGAGUCACAAGGACCAGGCGGAGCCGUUCGUUGAGCCAUUCUUGGAUCUCGUCAAGCAGAUGUACGCCAACCUCAAGGGUGUAGUCGAGAAGGAGUGGGGAACGCCAGGAGGCAAACAGGGCUCGGCCAACCCCGGCACACCAGCGAGCGACGGUACUAACGCCCCCGCACCCCAUCACCCUCCUACCUCUCAUUCCCACCUCGCACACGCGCUGCACUCGCCCAAGGUGCUCACCGAGUGCCCAAUCGCCGUUGUCCUCAUAUUCCAGACCUACAAGUCGGUCAUGGGCCCAGCAAUGCUCGAUCUCUCCCCUCUCGUCAUGGAGAGCAUCAAGAUCCAGCCCGAGCCACAACGUCUAGCUCACAUCGAGGCUAAAGAGCGCGGCGAGAUAUUCGUCGGCGUGGCGCCGAGCAUCACCAACCGCGAAAUGUACGCCGAGCUCAUCAAGACAGAGGUCAAGACCAUGGCGUUCCUCGCCUACGUUUUGCGCGGCAGUUCGCAGGCCAACGUCAAGGACUGCCUGGAAGUGUUCCCCGAGGCGUGCAUUCGCCUGUUGCGCGACUGCCCACCCGAAGAUGUCAGCACCCGAAAGGAGUUGCUCGUCGCCACCCGUCACAUCCUGACUGCCGACUCGCGUGCCUCCUUCAUCCCCUACAUCGACACCCUGCUGGAGGAACGAGUGUUGGUCGGCACAGGUGUGUCCAGUCGGGAAGCUCUGAGGCCUCUGGCAUCGUCUGUCGUGGCCGACCUUAUUCACCACGUCCGCCAAGAUCUUCCCAUCGCCCAGCUCAAGCGUGUCGUUUAUGUUUUCUCGUUGAAUCUGAACGACUCUACGUUCUCCAGCUCCAUUCAGACCAUGUGCGCCAAGCUUCUUAACACCAUCGUCGACUCCAUAUCGCAGAAGGGCAGCCCGGAGGAGCGCGAGGCGCUCAUGAAGUCGAUGUUCAUCGCUUCGCUCGAGAAGCUGCAGGCGAUGACCGAGGCGUACGACAAGCUCAAGGCGUUGGCCGACCGCGACAAGGCCCAGGGGAAGGACAAGGGCAAGGAUGAGGGCUCUCCUGAAGACAUCGUCAUGGCAGACCUUGCAGAAGACGCCGAGGCUGAGCGCCUGCAGUUCGGCUGGCGCGAGAUUGAGAGGGCGAUGCCGGUCAACCAGGUCGCAUACGCCGACGACUCAUUGGAAACCUUCUGUCGCGAAGCACGAUACCUGUUCAAGACGUUGCUCCACACCUUCCGCACGCUCAUGUCGUACACGCGUACGAGCGAGAACCCAGUGCCUCCGCCCGACGGAGAACUCCUCUCGCGGUUCUUCCAGUAUGCUCUCCGUUGCAUCGCGAUCUUUGACAGCACGCGCGACCCACGCGAGCCCAAGGAAGCGAUAGAGCUGCUCUCGCAGAUUCUGCUGCUCUUCGACCCCCACUCGUUCCGCGAGGUCUGGGCCACGCACAUGGAGUUCUUCGUGGACCAGGCGCUGAAGAAUUCUCACGUCUUCUCGGUGCUGCAAAUCUUGAUCACGCACGAGUCGGUCUCGCACCAGCUGGUCGCUAUCACGCUCAAGCACCUCAUGACACACCUCGACGAGGUCGGCAGCUACUCGUUGAAGAAGGCUAGCCUCUGCCUCAGAUUGUUCAAGAUCUCCUUCCUCGCCAUCAACACGUACAUCAACACCAACGAGGUCGUGCUGGUGCCGCAUCUGCAGAAGCUCAUCAUGCGCUCCUUUGCCCUUGCCCCCAAGGCCGAGGACCCAACUGUGUACUACCAGAUCCUGCGGGCUCUGUUCCGCUCUAUCGGCGGUGGCCGCUUCGACCAGCUGUACAAAGAAGUCCUCCCCAUCUUGCAGGAGAUGCUCGACAACCUCUCAUACUUGUUGCACCACGCCAAGGAUCCAGUACAGCGCGACCUCUUUGUCGAGUUGACCCUCACUGUUCCUGUGCGCCUCACCAACCUUCUACCCCACCUAUCUUAUCUCAUGAAGCCGCUGGUGCACGCUCUACAGGCCGGUCCGGAGUUGAUCAGCCAGGGCCUUCGCACCUUGGAGCUCUGUAUCGACAAUCUGACUGCCGACUUCCUCGACCCAACCAUGAACCCCGUGUUCCGCGAGCUUAUGGGCGCGCUGCACAAGCUUCUCAAGCCGAUACCUGCCAAUCGCCAACACUCCCACGCCGCGGUCAAGAUCCUCGGCAAGCUCGGUGGGCGCAACCGCCGCUUCUCGGAUGUUGAGAAUCUCCUGGAAUAUCGUGAAGAUGCGAACGAUCUGACCGCGCCAAUCUCGUUCGAGGGCAAACGUUCCAAGUUCUAUUUGGCACCUCUGAUCGACGCCGCUGGUCAAGCCAUGUCGGAGAAGCUCGCCGUGUGCGAGGUGGACGGCUUGGAUGCCCUCAUGCUGGCGGCAACGACUCGUUUAAACCAGGAGAAGCAGGACCCCGAUGCGUCACCGGUGUUCGCCAAGACGGUCAGCUCGCUCUUUGUCGCCUGCCAUCAUCCGGCUCUCGGGCCAAAGGCGACUGAGUUCGUCCGCGACCUCUGCAAGCGAGUUUUCCUCGCCGAACUCAACCGCGUUGACGAGGUCCCACCAGGCCCCAAGCUGCCGGAACUAUCCCCGAAGAGCCGACCGCUGCCGCUCACCAUGGCGCUUACGGACGCCAUCGCCACCACCAUGGCCAAUUCGAUCGGCAAGGCGGUUGAGGACGUCGCCGAAAUUCUCGCCCUUAUCAUCAGCGACUUCAAAGAGCUUGUGCUGACGCCUGAAGUUACUCAGAGGCCAGAGAAGAGCAAAAUCAUUGACCGCUUCGUCGGCACUUUUGUGCGCCGCUUCACAAGUCUCUGCCAGGACGAGGACUGGGACCGCAAGAUGGCGGGUGUGACCGCCAUGGACGUCUUUGUGCGUCGGGCCGAGCUCAACCGGCGCUACAUCCUCGAGAUGCAGUUUGAGUUCGUGCGCGUGCUCAUGUUCGCGCUGCGCGACGCCCCUCGCGACCCGCCUACUUCCGUCCAGAAGAUAAUCGACUUGAUCAAGUUCCUCAUCCGCUCAUGCCAGUCGCAGGAGGACGGGCAGGUCAAGCAGAAGCGGGACCGCCUGACGGAGAUCCUUGUCCGCGAGCUCAACAGCCAGAGCAAGCUUGCUCGUGAGGCGGCGCAGUCAUGCAUCGCGCUCCUGGCUGAGGUUGUCGAUCAGCCCGUCUCGAUCGUUAUUGGCGACUUCACGCGCUCGGUAUUGCUGGACGCCAACACAGGUCCCAUCUUUUCCAAGCCGCUGCGAGCGCUUUCUUCCUUUGCGAUGCAGGUCGGCAACAUUGAUUGUGUCACCUACCUCCUUGACCUGCGCCCUUCUGUGCCCAAAAUCAACGACGAGUUUAUACGUCUCGUACAGGAGGUGCUUGCGUUGGCCGACGUCGACGAUGCCAACCUGAUCCCAAACAAGCGUGGCGAGACCCCGAGUCACAAGCAAAGCUUCUGGCUGAAGGAGCUGCGCAUCGCUUGCCUCCGCAUGCUCCGCUCGACGAUGAACUGCCAAGAGUUCCUCGAGAAGCAGAACCUCCAGCCCAUCCGCCAGCGUAUAAUCUCUGUGUACUUCAAGCACGUGUACUCGCCGCAGCCCGAGAUCGUCGAUGUCGCGCAUGAGGGCCUGCGCGACGUGAUUCACCAGCAGAACAAGCUGCCGAAGGAAGUGCUGCAGUCCGGCCUGCGUCCGAUCUUGGUCAACUUGGCGGACGCUAAGCGCCUCAGCGUAUCCGGCCUUGAGGGCUUGGCGCGAUUCCUGGAGCUGCUUACCAACUACUUCAAGGUCGAGAUCGGUGUCAAGCUAUUGGAUCACUUCACAACGCUUGCCGACCAGCAGAUGCUGCUCAAGGCUGCGGCCGGGCCGCUCGACGACAACCCGGACAUCUCUCGCAUGACACGUCUUGUUAACAUCUUCCGCCUUCUCCCCGCGACCGCCGUCCAGUACCUCAAGCAGCUUACAACACAGGUUGUUGAGGUUGAGGCCCAGCUGCAUCAGUCAGCCCCUGGUCCGUUCACGGAGAACAUUGCGCGCUACCUCGACCGUUACCAUGCUGAGGGCGCUGCCAACCUCUUCGAGAACAUCCGGAACCCGCGCAUGGUGUGGACGUACCGCAACGUCAUCCAGUCCGGGUUCGCUCCGCAGCUCGUUACCGAGCUCUCUGACCGCGCCGAGGCCAUCUGCCACCUCACGUUCGCCAACCCUGAGCAGUUUGACCUCGUGCUUCCAGGCUUGUACAUCAUCCGUGAGCUGUCCAAGACAUCGCCGUCGUGGCUCUCAGACCACGAGUCAGUUAUGGAGGCGAUCGUGGGCGUGUGGCGCUCGAUCGUUCUGCGAUCAAGAGAUCCAAGGAAUGACAUGUCGAAUGUCCACUACCAGACGAUCCCGCCGCUCAUCCUCGACAUGUUCAUGACCCGCUUGGAACACCGCAACCACAUUCCACUGUUGUUCCACGUCGUUGAGGCGUACGAGAUCCGCUCCUCGUUCGAUCGCUCCCACGUCGCCUUCUUCCUCUACCAGCGCGUCGCGCUGCAGCAGUCGCUCGAGUACCGUCGAGAGGUUAUUGAGUACUUCAUGACGUUGUAUCCCGACGAGUCGGUUGUGACAUGGGCCUUCAAGACAAACGCACUGCGCCUUGUUGUGAACCCAACUCUUCGCGUGUACUUCGAUGACAAGGAGAACGACGGGUCGCUCAUCACGACCAGCUUGGUGCAGAAGAUCGCCGACAGCAUGUGGCGUCCACUCUCUGCUACGCCCACUGCUAAGCAGCGCGAGGACACGCUCCUCAUCGAGAUUUUCGCGCUUACGACGCUGCUUGUGAAGCACGCUGGCUCCAAGGUCGUCGAGACGCGGAAGGAGGUCUUCAAGCUCGCGUGGAUGGGCAUCAACCUCCUCGAGCCCACGGUCAAGCUCAUGGCUUACGUCCUCACGGCGUCGUUUAUGGCUACGUACGAGACUCCCGUCAAGUUCGUACGCCUCACAUGGACUGGUCUGCUUCGUCUCAAGGACAACGAGAGCAAGGCGCUCUUCCGCCAGGCAAUCGAUACUCUCGCCGGCUGCCUUCCCAUCCGCGACCCCCCUCAGCCCGGAACGAUCCCUGACUGGGCGCAGAAGGUCAAGACGGUCCUGGUUGAGGAGGGCCAUGCUACUGGCACUCUUGUUGUUGUCUGCGAGUUGCUCGUGAACCACCCCGAUCUCUUCUACGACUAUCGCGACCUCUAUGUUCCGCACAUCGCGAUGUCGCUGCAAAAGCUUGGCUUCGUGCAGGCCGCCACCGCUGAAAUGAAGAAGCUCACGGUCGACGUCAUUGAGCUCAUUUUCCGCUGGGAGCGCAAGCGCAUGCAGCUCAAGGAGGAGUCGAGCCGCGAGGAGUCGGCUGACGCGAUGGAUGUGGACAAGGAUGCCCCUUCGCCCGCCAAGCGCCAGCGUCUCGACAGGGCUGGCACGGCCGGGUCAACCGCCAGCGGCGGCGGCUGGGUAACCCCCGCGCCGACGCGCGAGUUGAUCACUGCCCACCUCCUGCGAAUCGUGGCUUCGUCGACGGAGCCUGUUGCCCGCAGUGGACUGAGCAAGCGCGCGCUGGACCUCUUCAAGGAGAUUCUCAGCCCCAAGGGUCUCCCAAAUGUGUCGGUCAAGCUUGGCUUCUUCAACCGCACCAUGUCGCAGGACAUCACCGAGGCUACGAUCGCGACCGUUUCCAAUUCGACGGAGGUGAUUGCGGCCGUCGCCGAGGUCCGUGACCAGUCCUGGAUACGCGGCAAGCUCGACAUCUUCCGGAAGCUGCUUGAGAAGGUGUGGGUGUACGACGACCCGACUCUUCACGAGGUUGUGCGCCCCCUCACAGAGCGUAUGUUCCUGGAGCUUCCCGAGGAAGAGGUGGCGGACAGCGACGAGGAAGGCCAGAAGCUGCUCAAGUUCGUGUCGACUACCGUCAGCAACGGCCUGCAGGCCAGUCUGCGCUCCACGACUGAGCUGCCCGGCACCAUCUUCCUGCUCAAGUGCUGGCUCAAGGUGCAGCCGAAACAGCUGCACAACGAGAAUAUCGCGUCCAGCCUGCUUCGCGUCCUGAGCAACCUUGUCAAGGUGCACACGAGCACAAACGGCCCAGACCCGAGCUACCGUCUCAUCAUUUCCAUCCUUGACAUGCUGCGUGACCGCAUCGCCGACCUCAAGGAGCACCGGCGGUACCUCGUCAACAUCCUCGGCGCUCUCAUUGACAAGAGCACCAACCUUACGCUGUGCCGAUACUUGCUCGACCUCGUGCGCCAGUGGGUCAUCAAGGACAUCGAUGGACCGAUCAUCGUCAAGGACAAGUCGUUGCUGCUCCUGCGCAUGGCAUCGUUCGAGCACCGCGAUGAUGCGCUGUUCAAGCAGUACCUGGACCUCAUAUUUGAGGUAUACGAGCUGCCCGAGCUCAUGGGAACGGACAUAACGCACCGCCUUGAGCCGGCCUUCCUCCUCGGUACGCGUUCCAAGGACCCCGCGCAGCGGGCCAACUUCCUUGACAAGCUUGAGCAGACGUUGCCUCCGCGACUCGAGGCCCGCCUGGAGUAUCUGUACUCGCUACAGAGUUGGGAAACGCUCGCCGACAGCUACUGGAUGCCCCAGAUGCUUAGCCUUCUGCUUGGGGCCGCCGACUUCGCGAACGACAUUUUCCCCGCUUCGCUGACGAUGGUCGGCGAGAACAACGCGCUAGCAAGCAGGACCUGGCGCUACGGCGACGUGGUCCGGCAAUUGCGCAGUCUCGUUCAUGUCGAUCCGAUGGUGUGCCACCGCCUUUUCGUGGCCAUCUUCCCCCGAGUGUGGAGCGCGUUAUCGCGCUCUCAGCAGACAGCGUUUACGCCAUACAUCUCCAAGCUGCUGUGCAAGGAGUACCAUCACAAGCAGGCUGAUCUCAAGCCAAAUGUGAUACAGACUCACCUCGAGGCGUUCGUCUACUGCAAGCCGCCCAUCACCAUGCCACCGCUCCUCGUCAAGUACCUUUCCAAGACUUUCAACGCGUGGUACGCUGGCUUCGAGAUCCUUAACAACUUGGCCGACACGUAUAAGGGUACAGACAACCUGCGCGAGAGCUGCGCGGCGGCUCUUGGCGAGCUGUAUGCUGAGCUGCACGAGGACGACAUGUUCUACGGCAACGCCCGCUGCCGAUACAUCUACCCCGAGACGUCGGCUGCCCUGAUCCUGGAGCAGAACGGACGCUGGCCGCAGGCCAUGGAGAUGUACGAGCAGACGAUGACCAAAGCACGACACGCCGCGCUGCCGUUCACCGAGGACGAGUUCUGCCUGUGGGAAGACCACUGGAUCCUGGCUGCGCAGAAGUUGCAGCAUUGGGAAGCGCUCACUGAGCUUGCUCGUUCGGACCAGAACCCCGACCUCUUGCUUGAGUGCGCGUGGCGACUGUCCGACUGGGGCUCGACCGACCGCGAAAUGAUCGAGAGCAACUUGAAGGUGGUCGCGGGGGUACCGACCCCGCGCCGCAAGAUAUUCGAGGCGUUCACUGCGCUCAUUAAGGCACACGGCUCGCGCGAGCCGCCCAACGAUUUCGUGCGCAUCUUGGACGAGGCGCAGCAGGUCGCCAUACGCAAGUGGACCACGCUGCCCAGUGCCAUCACUGGAGCGCACCUGCCUCUCCUACAGCUGUUCCAGCAGGUGGUGGAGCUCGGCGAGGCAGCCCAGGUAUUCGACUCGCUUCAGCAGACGACGGCCCAGACACUCGAGACCCGCGUUAACACCGAGCUCAAGAGCAUCUUCCAGACGUGGCGCGACCGCCUGCCGAACUUCUGGGACGACAUCAGCGUGUGGUCCGACCUCCUCGCAUGGCGCCAGCACGUCUUCCAGGCCGUCACGCGUGUGUACAUGCCUAUGAUAACACCCACCGAGGGUGUGACGCACGGAUACCGUGGAUACCACGAGACGGCGUGGAUGAUCAAUCGCUUCGGCGAGGUCGCGCGCCGCCACGGGUUGCUUGAUGUGUGCAGCACGGCGCUCAACAAGAUCUAUAUGCUCCCUAACAUCGAGAUCUCGGAGGCGUUCCUCAAGCUGCGCGAGCAGGCGCUCUGCUACUUCCAGAAGCCGGAGAAGUUCAACGAGGGUCUCGACAACAUCAGCACGACCAAUCUCAUGUACUUUGCCCAGCCGCAGAAGGCCGAGUUCCUCACGCUCAAGGGCAUGUUCAUCUCGCGCCUUGGCCAAGACUCGGACGCCAACGACGAGUUCGCGCAUGCCGUCCAGAUGGACUACAACCUCCCGAAGGCGUGGGCCGAGUGGGGCAAGUUCAACGAGAAGAUGUAUCGCCAGCAGUCCGAGCUGCCGCCAGCGAGCAACAAGCCGGCUCCCGGGCCGGGCGAGAAGCCCAUGACGGACCAAGAGUGGGCCGAGUCGUGGGCGACGGACCGCGCAUUGCGCGCCUCGUCGGCUGUCUCUUGCUACUUGCAGGCGGCUGGCCUGUACAACUCGCACAAGUCGCGGGCACUCCUCCUUCGGGUGCUGUGGCUCUUGGGCUUGGACGAUAGCAAGAACACGAUAGCCAAGGCGUUUGAGGCUUACAAGGGCGACCUCGUCAUCUGGUACUGGAUCACUCUCAUCCCGCAGCUUUUGCUGUCGCUGUCGCACCGCGAAGGCCAGAUCGCGCGGCUUCUCCUCAUGCACAUCGCCAAGAACUUCCCGCAAGCGCUGUUCUACAAUCUUCGCGUCACGCGGGAUGACUUCUCGAGCGUCAAGAAAAGCCAGGCGCUCCAGCAGCACCGUGCCAAUCUCGCCAAGCGGGAGGCUGCCGCCAAGGCUGCUGCUGCCGCCGCGGCAGUUGUUGCGGCUGAGGUCAAGAAGGAGGACGGCGGCGAAGUCAAGGCCGACGCCAAGGAAGAGAAGAAGGACGAGGAUGUCUCCACGCCCGCGUCCAACGGCACACCCAAUCCCAACGGCGCUAUGGCACCGCCCGCUGCACCUGGUCCUCGCCAGCCCCGCCAGCCGUGGGAGAUGGUCGAUGAUAUCAUCAACCACCUCAAGACGGGUGUACCUUUGCUUGCUUUGUCGAUGGAAAAGAUGGUCGAUCAGAUUGGCUACCGCGCCAAGCCGUCGUCUGAAGAGGACAUCUACCGCUUCUUCUCGGCUCUGCUCAACGACGCUAUGGCGCAGUGGAGCAGCCGCGGCGCGUUCCUCAGCGAGGACGCCGAGCUGCCGCAGAACACGCGCGAGAACUUGAAAAGGUUCGCUAACAACCUCUCCCCCGAGCUCCGCGGAUGUGUCGAGCGCGACUUCAUCACCAACCAGCCCAACAUGCGCGAGUACAUCACACGGUUGCAGUUCUGGCGCGACUACUAUGAGAAGGCGAUCGACUCGCGUCCGCGCUUCAGCCCUCUCGACUCGUCCGGCAUCAACCUCACUGACUUCCACUACACCAAGUUCGAGGACGUGGAGGUGCCGGGCCAAUACGUGCAGCACAUCGAUCAGACGGACGAGCUCAUUCGCAUCGCACGCUUCCACCCGCAGGCCGCGAUGUGCCGUGGCUUUGGCUUCUGCUUCCGUCGCAUCGCGAUGAUCGGGCACAACGGCACACCGUACACGUUCAACGUGCAGAUGCCGGCGGCGCGUCACUGUCGCCGCGAGGAGAGGCUUGUUCAGCUGUUCCGGAUCAUGAACUGCGUCCUGCGCAAGCGCAAGGAAAGUCGCCGCCGCAACCUCCAGUUCCACCUUCCCACAGCCAUUGCGCUCGGCACACAGCUCCGCCUCGUCCAGAACGACGCAUCGUACGUCUCCAUGCAGGAGAUCUACGACGACUACGCGGCCAAGCACGGUAUGAGACACGAGGAUACGAUCUUGCAUUUCUGCGACCGCCAGAGACAGCUUCACGACCCUGCUGUGCCCCGCACCGACCACCGCUUCGUUGUGCUCAAGAUGGAGAUCAUCGAGGAGAUCCAGUCCAAGAUGUUGCCCGAGACGGUCUUGACCAACUACAUGAUCCGCAACAUGGCCGACUCGGAAAGCCUGUGGCUCAUGCGCAAGCAAUUCGCCAUGCAGACUGCAGCUACCGCCUUCCUCACCUACGUGUGCUGCCUCAACAACCGCGCACCGAGCCGCUUCCACAUCUCGCGCAAGACAGGCCAGAUGUUCAUGACGGAGAUGCUGCCAUCCUUUGUCAACGGCCAGCCCGUCUUCCACUCGGCCGAGGCCGUGCCCUUCCGCCUCACGCCCAACAUGCAGCACUUCAUUACCCGCGUCGGCAUCGAGGGCGUCGUGUCCUCGACCGCGACUGCCAUCGCCCACUCCCUCACGCUCCCCGAGUUCGACUUGGCGAGCACGCUGCACCUGUUCAUACGCGACGAGAUUCUCACGUGGCAGAACACGUUUAACAAGGACAAGCAUAGCGAUGUGCCUCUCACUGCGCAUGUGUACAAGAAUGUCGACCAAUUUAUCAAGCGCGCCGAGCUCAUGGGCCACAUCGGCGACGUGCCAAAGGACUCGAAGGCCGUUGGCGGGCCGGCCAUCAACCACGCGAUGGUCACGCUCAUCAACCAGGCCACGGCGCCGACCCUGCUCGCCAGCAUGAGCGAGCAAUUCCAGUGCUGGUUCUAA
Molecule: messenger RNA, 11136 nt
Organism: Cutaneotrichosporon oleaginosum
Lineage: Eukaryota; Fungi; Basidiomycota; Tremellomycetes; Trichosporonales; Trichosporonaceae
Biological process (GO): regulation of DNA-templated transcription; DNA repair
Cellular component (GO): SAGA complex; NuA4 histone acetyltransferase complex; nucleus
Molecular function (GO): protein binding
Source: RefSeq, a predicted model, not a curated record